GCCGCGGCCCCGCCCUCCCCGGCGCGGCCCGCCCAGUUCAAGGGCAGCGGGGCUGGCUGCUCCGGUCCCGCGGAAGGGGAAGGCGAGGGUGAUCCCCGCGUGGGGGCUGGUCUGCGACGUGGCGGAGGCCGGGAGAACGAGGCCGGGGAAAGGCCCAGGAAAUGACUGCUGGCCCAUUGUGCAGAAAACUGAGACUCAGAAGUGAGGAGGAGACUCGACUAGGAACGCACAGCGAGGUCAGAGCUGACCAAGAAGCAUUCACAAGCCAAGCCAUGGAUCCACCUGCCCGGAAAGAAAAAUCCAAAGUUAAAGAACCUGCCUUCAGAGUGGAGAAGACUAAGCAGAAAUCUGCCCAGCAGGAGCUGAAGCAAAGACAAAGAGCAGAGAUCUACGCUCUCAACAGAGUCAUGACGGAGCUGGAGCAGCAGCAGUUUGAUGAGUUCUGUAAGCAAAUGCAGCCACCUGGAGAGUGAGGCAGCUGGCAUCUGAGUCAGAGGCCCUGGAGUCUCACAGAAUUAAACAAGACUUGUAGAGAACUCUGCACUGAACUUCCUGUAGGUAACUUCACCACACUGGUUCCUCCUCUCAGAACUGGCCCAGUGCUUGCUGGGUAGACUUUUCAUCUGGAACAGCAGAUUUUUUAAAAAGGCCUUUUUUCUACUGUGUGAGAAAAAUCAUUGUUUCUAGUGAAACUGUGUGUCCUCCCUAAAAAUAAUAAAAUACAAAAUGUUCAUUUGUUCUUA
Molecule: messenger RNA, 743 nt
Organism: Cricetulus griseus (Chinese hamster)
Lineage: Eukaryota; Metazoa; Chordata; Mammalia; Rodentia; Cricetidae
Source: RefSeq, a predicted model, not a curated record